UUUGUUGUCUUCUCUUACUGUCUUUGUGCUGUAGUGUAGUCCCUUUAUUUAAGGUAGUCCCUCAGCUAUUGACACAUCAUUGCCUGUAGUGAAAUGGCUAAGAACAACCCAGUGUCCUUGAGUUACCUGCGAGGGGAGGGGGUGACCGAGUCGCUGUCUCCGCCUGCCGCAGGGAGCGUUCUGGACCAGAGCCUGGAGAGCCUGCUGCACCGCCUGCGCGGCCUCUGCGACAACAUGGAGCCGGAGACCUUUCUGGACCACGAGAUGGUGUUCCUGCUGAAGGGGCAGCAGGCCAGCCCCUUCGUGCUACGGGCACGGCGGUCCAUGGACAAAAGCGGGAUGCCUUGGCAUUUGCGCUACCUGGGUCAGCCAGAAAUAGGUGACAAGAGCCGCCACGCGCUGGUGCGCAACUGCGUAGACAUUGCUACUUCAGACAACCUGACGGACUUUCUGGUGGAGAUGGGCUUCCGCAUGGACCACGAGUUUGUGGCCAAAGGGCAUGUGUUCCGCAAGGGCAUCAUGAAGAUCGUGGUGUACAAGAUCUUCCGCAUCCUAAUGCCAGGAAACACAGAGAGCAUUGAGCCACUCUCCCUCUCCUACCUGGUGGAGCUCAGCGUGGUAGCACCAGCAGGACAGGACGUUGUUUCUGAUGACAUGAGAAACUUUGCUGAGCAACUGAAGCCUCUAGUGCACCUGGAAAAAAUUGACCCCAAAAGGCUAAUGUGAUUGAAAAACCGGGCAGUUAACGCAUUGGUUUCUGUUAGUGUUGCUGAAGAGGGUCUUUCUCUAAAAUUCCUUUUGAGGGCAAGUCAAAACAGGGAGGGGGAAAUAAAGGGCUACAUGUCAGUGUUUUGUCAGUUGCA
Athene cunicularia (burrowing owl) is the source of this 863-nucleotide messenger RNA. RefSeq names its product mediator complex subunit 18 (gene MED18). NCBI's taxonomy places the organism in Eukaryota, Metazoa, Chordata, Aves, Strigiformes, Strigidae. Gene Ontology annotation, biological process: regulation of transcription by RNA polymerase II; termination of RNA polymerase II transcription. Bases 94 to 726 code for a protein of 210 amino acids. Gene Ontology annotation, cellular component: mediator complex; core mediator complex. Gene Ontology annotation, molecular function: transcription coregulator activity. The record is from RefSeq and is a predicted model, not a curated record. The transcript has 2 exons.